GUAAAACCGGAACAAUGUUGAGUAUAAAAUCACUAUCCCCGCUUCUCUGAUUUUCAUAUCGUUGAAGAAGCAAAGCUCCUCUCUUCUUCCUCUUCAUUUUCCUCUGAAUUCUUUGUCUCUAUUUUUAAAAAAAGAGCAAUUUUUUUGAGGUGGUAGUAUACAAAAACAAAAUGAAGAUCUGUUGCAUUGGAGCUGGUUAUGUUGGUGGGCCUACAAUGGCUGUGAUCGCGCUUAAAUGUCCGGAUAUUGAAGUGGCUGUCGUUGAUAUCUCUGUACCUAGGAUCGCUGCCUGGAACAGUGACCAGCUCCCUAUCUAUGAGCCUGGUCUUGAUGGUGUUGUGAAGGAGUGUCGUGGCAGAAACCUUUUCUUCAGCACUGAUGUAGAGAAACAUGUGCGUGAGGCUGAUAUAGUCUUUGUUUCUGUCAACACUCCCACCAAGACUCGGGGGCUCGGAGCUGGCAAAGCUGCAGACCUUACAUAUUGGGAAAGUGCUGCCCGCAUGAUCGCGGACGUAUCGAAAUCUGACAAGAUUGUUGUUGAGAAAUCAACAGUCCCUGUCAAAACUGCUGAGGCAAUUGAAAAGAUUCUCACCCACAACAGCAAGGGAAUCAAAUUCCAAAUUCUUUCGAACCCAGAAUUUCUUGCUGAGGGAACUGCAAUUCAAGAUCUUUUUAAUCCUGAUCGUGUUCUUAUCGGAGGCCGGGAAACCCCAGAAGGCAAUAAGGCUGUCCAAGCAUUGAAGGAGGUUUAUGCUCAUUGGGUUCCUGAGGAGAGAAUUCUUACCACCAAUCUUUGGUCUGCAGAGCUUUCCAAGCUUGCUGCCAAUGCUUUCUUGGCUCAGAGGAUCUCAUCCGUGAAUGCCAUGUCUGCUCUUUGUGAGGCAACCGGGGCUGAUGUUACGCAGGUCUCUUAUGCUGUUGGUAAGGACACAAGGAUUGGACCCAAAUUUUUGAAUGCUAGUGUCGGUUUUGGUGGAUCCUGCUUCCAGAAGGAUAUUCUAAAUCUGGUUUACAUCUGCGAGUGCAAUGGCCUUCCUGAGGUGGCAGAGUAUUGGAAGCAAGUCAUUAAGAUCAAUGACUAUCAGAAAAACCGAUUUGUUAACCGUGUUGUUUCCUCGAUGUUUAACACCGUUUCAAACAAAAAGAUUGCUAUCUUAGGGUUCGCCUUUAAGAAGGAUACCGGUGACACUAGGGAGACCCCUGCUAUCGAUGUAUGCAAAGGACUCUUGGGAGACAAAGCUCGAUUGAGCAUAUAUGACCCGCAGGUGACCGAAGACCAGGUCCAACGGGAUCUUUCCAUGAACAAGUUUGACUGGGACCAUCCUCUUCACUUGCAACCCAUGAGUCCCACGACUGUCAAGCAAGUCAGCUGUGUGUGGGAUGCUUAUGAGGCAACCAAAGAUGCCCAUGGAAUUUGCAUUCUGACCGAGUGGGACGAAUUCAAGAAACUUGACUUCAAGAGGAUAUACGACAACAUGCAAAAGCCGGCUUUUGUUUUCGAUGGAAGGAACAUCGUGAACGCGGAUGAGCUGAGGGAGAUUGGUUUCAUAGUGUACUCAAUUGGUAAGCCACUGGAUCCAUGGCUCAAGGACAUGCCUGCAGUAGCAUAAAUGUCUAUCGACUACAGAUGGAGUCCGGGUCAGUUUGAUUCAUACCUAUUGAUUUUUGUUUUCGAUGAAGAGUUGUGUUGUACCUUGUUUUUCCCCCAGCCACAGCAUAAUUGGAAUUUUACCAUCAUAAUGAAGAUUUAAAAGGCUCUGCGUUGUGCCUUUAAUUCUUGUCGUCUGUUAGGAAACUUAAAUUGAGUUCGAUCAGAACUUGUGUCAUUUGUAGAAUGUUGAAGUUUCAUAAACGAUUUGUCUCUUUAAUGGAAUACCUUUUUUAUUCUCAAAAA
Molecule: messenger RNA, 1894 nt
Organism: Gossypium arboreum
Lineage: Eukaryota; Viridiplantae; Streptophyta; Magnoliopsida; Malvales; Malvaceae
Product: UDP-glucose 6-dehydrogenase 1
Exons: 2
Coding region: 171-1610 (479 amino acids)
Biological process (GO): glycosaminoglycan biosynthetic process
Cellular component (GO): cytosol; nucleus
Molecular function (GO): UDP-glucose 6-dehydrogenase activity; NAD binding
Source: RefSeq, a predicted model, not a curated record